AUGGGCAAUACACUAUCUACCUACAAUGAAACUCCACACGAGAUUGAUCUAGGUCCCCAAGUCAGGAUCAAAGGCAUUCAGUACGACAACAAAGCUCGAAGAUACGCAGGCAUCCCUUACGCCCAGCCUCCCGUCGGUGCAAAUCGCUGGCGAAAGCCCCGCGCACUCCCCCGCUCUCACAGCUACACUCAAUCGGACGGAACUCCCUUCGAUGCAUCCUUCUUCCACCCUGUUUGCCCGCAGGCGACCUUCUCCCGUGGCGCAGAGAAGGACAUCGGCCCAGAAACUUACAGCGAGGAUUGUCUUCUCUUGAACACCUGGACUCCCGUUGAAGAGCCUGGAGCAAAUAAUAAAUGGCCAGUGUUGCUCUGGCUUCACGGCGGCUGGUUCCAGCUCGGCGACCCCCUCCAAGAACUCGGCAUGAAUCCCACCGAGCUUAUCUCAACCGGCAAACUAAAUGCAGUCGUCGUUGGAAUCGGAUACCGUCUCAAUGUCUUUGGUUUCCUGGCUGGCGAAGCUCUUCUGGAAGAUAGCAAUAGGGAGAGUGCGGGCAAUUUCGGAUUGUGGGAUCAGCGUUUGGCUAUGGAAUGGGUUUAUGAGAAUAUCACUGCUUUUAAUGGUGAUGUCGACAAUAUUACCCUCGGUGGGCGCAGUGCCGGUGCAUACGGCACACAUGCGCAAGUGUUGUAUGAGUUCCGUCGCGAGUCGCAGAUCUUUCACCGGUUUUAUAUGUAUUCCAACGCUAUUCCGGCUCAGCCUAAAGCGUUGAAGGAUGUGAAUACUCAGUUCGAUGAGCUGUGCCGGUACUUCAAUGUUGCUGAUAGCUUUUCUGGUCCUGAAAAGGUCGACAAGCUGCGUGAAGUGAACUAUCAGGAUCUUGUCGACGCCAUGAAAGAACUCAAGAACCAUACAUUCCGCCCCGUUACUGAUGAAUUGUUCAUUUUCGGCGGCUUCACGGAAUAUCACCGCAGCGGUGCAUUUGCCGAGCAGUUCAAGAAACGUCGGCUGCGUGUUCUAAUUGGCGAGGUUCUCAAUGAGGAAACCCUCUAUGCGACGUAUAAUACCCCUGAACCAAAUCUCGAGUCGCUGCGGCUGCAAGUGUCGAAUUACUAUGCUCCUGAGACCACGGAUCGGAUUCUGCAAGAGUACCAACUACCCUCUAACCAUGAUCCAAACGAGUGGAACACACUUUUCGGAAAUAUUAUCUCAGACGGCCAAGUUCGAGCUCCCUCUCGAUGGUUGAUCAAUUGUCUUAACAAGAAUGGUAUUUCUCUGCGCGAUAUUUGGCGCUAUCGAAUUGCCUACAGGCUCUCCUUUAUCACGGACAAAGUUGCCCCUCACUCGUUUGGGGUGGCUCAUGCUAUGGACAAGCCGUUUUGGAACUUCUCCAUCAUGCAUGGUCCAACAACUGCCGAGAGAAAAUUGAUGGAGGAUUGGAUCGAGAUUCUCGUCGCAUUCGUCAAUGAUGAUCAGACAUAUGACUUCGGUACGAGUGCAAUUGAUGAGAUGAAGGUCGCAACACCAGAAGGUAAGAUUGAAACACGAAAGGAUGAAAGAUGGGAGCAUCUGGUGAAACUUGGAGAGGUGUUUGCGAAUGAUGUAUAA
Messenger RNA from Penicillium cinerascens, 1605 nucleotides. Its product is annotated as alpha/beta-hydrolase. The record is from RefSeq and is a predicted model, not a curated record. The coding region runs from base 1 to 1605 and encodes 534 amino acids. Lineage: Eukaryota; Fungi; Ascomycota; Eurotiomycetes; Eurotiales; Aspergillaceae. The transcript is spliced from 2 exons.